AUGGAUACGCUCCUGGUUCUGGCAAAGAAACCCCUGGAGGCCUCGUCCCUAGGGAAACUUUUGGAGUCCCACUCCUCCGUGUACGAUGCUUUGAACAAUCCAGACUUAGACGUGAACAUCCCCACGCUGCCUCCCUUGCCCAACCCCAUGGACCUGAGACUCACCUCGACCUUCUCUCUGUGGCUGAACAUCCAUCUUCCGCCAGACUCCGUGGCGGCCAGGCUGGUGCAUAUCUCGUCUUCUGUGCGUUCUAGUGGUGGGGCCUCGCCUGCUUCCGUCAACAGACCGGCUCUGUCGCUGAUUUUGUCCAAUACCUCCGAGGAAGGCGAGGAGUCGAUGGUGCUUGUGCCCAGCAAGCACAAUUCUUCCUCGGCAGUGAUGGUGUUUGAGACAGAUGAGGAGUCUGGUGAAGAGGACAUCCACGAGGUGGUGACGGAGUUGCCCAAGAAAUACGGCUCCUGUCCUUUGGCUCACUUCAACGACGACGACUCCACCUUGACCGCUAACGACGCUCAUUCCACAAAACGCGUCGACUUGCCGCUGCAUCUGUCGUCCUCGUUCAUCAUGCCCAAGAUUUCUUUGUCUGAUAAUCAGAAUCGGUACCGUCUUACCAUUGUCACGUCGGCGAGCACUACUAUGAAACAGCAGUCCUCAAAGCUCACUGCGUUUCUACGCAAGAGUUUCGACUCUCUCAUGCUGAGAUUGCAAAUCACCCAUUUGGUGUUGUCCAGCACCACCAUGAAACUUGAUACUUCCUUGCUCAGGUCGUCCGAUUUGGUGUUUGUGGUCAAUGACGGUACUAUGGUGAUCCCAGAGGUGUUGGCAUCUGCCGCACAAAAUGUUCACGAUGCUGACCUCCCAAAGCUUACCAUCAUAAACGUCAUCACUACAAAUUACUUCAUUAAUCUUGUCGACAUUAUCAGCUCAUGGAGACCGUUCCAGAUCUGGAAGGCACCAUCCUUGUGCAGCGAGUCACUUCUCGUUCGGUUCAAGUCUUUUGUGGACGACGAGCUUUUCGACUCCUCAGGUGGUAAGUACGCUAGGGAAUUCGAGGCGAGGAAGCGCAAAUAUAACAGGAAUGAUCCUCCUCCCACGUUCCCUGAUGAUGUUAAUGUUGCUGAAGUUGGCAACUCCGCUGCUUCCAACUCCGUGUACGACAGUCUAGUGCGCCCUUGUAAGCGGGACUACAAAGGCAUCGAACGUCAGAUUCGCUCGGAGUUGCAGUUGUCUCAAAGCUUCACAAAUACUGACCCUUUGCGACUCUCUUCGGAUUUGCACAACUUUGUUGAGCUUUUCCGUGUUGCAAAACGCCUCUUGGGUCUAAGGAAGAGGUCUGCUGCCGAAAAAGAUCUUCAUCUCAAGCGCAUUGACGGUCAGAGAGGAGACGACUCAUGGAUCUGGUCAUUCGUGACGUCAAAAAAUGUGUGGAUAGUCUGCAGCUUCUCGAUGGGGCUUGGUGUGGGCGUAACUGUUGCCAGCGGUGCUGCAACAGUUUUGAUAGUGAAUCUCUACGACUCCUCAAAGAGGUAUUGGUCGAUGGCUUGUGAAAAGAUAGUGGCAAGGCUAACGGUGUCGCCUGUUCAAGAUAGUGCGGUCUACAAUGUGAGCUCAAAGUCAUUAGACAAAUUCGCAAAUUACACGGAUGUUAUCAACAAUAAGAUUGUGGGCUGGUCUCAUGCUAUUGUUGAUAGCUUGGUGAAUUUCACCAAAUCGGAGUUUUUCAAUGAUAUCCUAGCCUGGUUCAAUUCGUACAUUCACGCGAUUAAAUCACUCAGUACAGUGGCCAUGAUGGCAGCACAAAACGGGCUAGAGAAGACGCUAGCGCUUUUCUCUAACUUUGCAGGCAUCUCCCUCUGA
This is a messenger RNA of Candidozyma auris, 1857 nucleotides long. RefSeq lists its product as uncharacterized. The transcript has a single exon. Bases 1 to 1857 code for a protein of 618 amino acids. The record is from RefSeq and is a predicted model, not a curated record. Lineage: Eukaryota; Fungi; Ascomycota; Pichiomycetes; Serinales; Metschnikowiaceae.